Molecule: messenger RNA, 2437 nt
Organism: Dalotia coriaria
Lineage: Eukaryota; Metazoa; Arthropoda; Insecta; Coleoptera; Staphylinidae
Gene: Tsr1
Product: Tsr1 ribosome assembly factor
Exons: 4
Coding region: 52-2403 (783 amino acids)
Biological process (GO): ribosome biogenesis; maturation of SSU-rRNA from tricistronic rRNA transcript (SSU-rRNA, 5.8S rRNA, LSU-rRNA); endonucleolytic cleavage of tricistronic rRNA transcript (SSU-rRNA, 5.8S rRNA, LSU-rRNA)
Cellular component (GO): nucleus; preribosome, small subunit precursor
Molecular function (GO): GTPase activity; U3 snoRNA binding; GTP binding
Source: RefSeq, a predicted model, not a curated record
UACUGUCAUGUAUCCCACGUGUGUUUAAGAAUAAUUUUCUUAUUUUCAAGAAUGGCACUGGAAAAAACGGAGACACAUCGUCCUGGUGCGUUUAAACAAACCAACAAAGGGCACAAACAUGGUCGUCAUCGUUCCAAAGGAUCAAUUAGCAUUGCCACUAAAGGCAAAGUAAAUGUGAAAGAAAUAUCCAAAAAGAAGCAAGCUGAGUUAAAAAAGGAUCAACGACGUCAUCAGGCACUACAGCUACGAAGAAAUAAGCGUGAUGAAGUACUAUCUAAGAAAAGAUCCAUUGGUGGUUUAGAUCAUGCUCCUUUUCUUAUAAGUAUUGUCCCUCUGAAUGAGUUAAUGAAUGUUGAAUCGGCAAUUGCAUUGCUGACAAAAUGUGACAGUGAAGCUGUGGUGCAAACCAGUGUGACUGGUGUCAUCCAUAUUACUUUACCAAGAUUCAAACAACAUUUUUCAUUGAUAAUUCCACCAAAAGAUAAUUAUCUUGCUACUUUAGAUGCUUUGAAAGUGUCUGACACUGUUGUAUUUCUUGUAUCAGCAAAUGCAGGUGUUGAAUUUGGAGAUGAAAUUAUAGAUUCAAGUGGUAGGAAAAUCCUAGCCUCAGCUUUUGCGCAAGGUGUGCCUACACCAGUUGUGGCAGUCACUGAUUUGGAUAAAUUACCAGUGAAAAAACAAACUGAACAGAAGCAGAAUAUACAAAAGUUGAUCACAAAAUGGCUGCCCAAUGAAAAAGUGAUGACUUUAUCUAAAGAAGCUGAUGGUUUGAAUGUGCUGAGAAGAAUUGGUAAUCAAAAACGCAAAAAUGUUUUGUAUAGAGACCGCAGACCGCAUUUGUUUGCGGAAAGUUAUCAGUUUGAACCUGAUAAUGAAGGUUUUAAAGGAACAUUGAAAGUUUGCGGUUAUGUUAGGGGUAGUCCACUGUCUGUUAAUGGAUUGGUGUAUAUUCCUGGACUUGGCGCUUAUCAAAUGUCACGGAUUGAAGCACCGAAAGAUCCUUUUGUCUUAGAAAAAAAUAGAAACAAGAAUUCUAUGCAAGAAGAUGUCAACACAGUGCGUUUAUUGGCAACUGCAGAUGAUAAACAAGAAUCCCUCGAAUCCGAAAACAUCCCUGAUCCAAUGGAAGGCGAACAAACAUGGCCGACGGAAGAAGAACUCAAAAUGGCGGAGGAUGAAAUUAAACGACGUGUAAAAAAGGUUCCAAAAGGUUGGUCAGAUUAUCAAGCUGCGUGGAUACCUGAUGAUGAUGCAGAAGAUGACAGCGAAGAUGCUGAUGAUGAAGAUGAUCAAGAUGAUGCGAUGGAAGAUGCCGCUGAGGAGGAAGAUUCCGACGAAGAAAAAGAUGAAGAGUUUGACACCAUGACAGAAUCUGAAGUUUGUGUUAAUGAUCAACAAUACGAUCAGCAAAUUGACGAACACAUGGAGAAACAGGAACUGGAACGGGUGAAAGCUGCGAAGAUGGAUCAGAUGUUCCCGGAUGAAAUGGACACUCCGCUGGAUACGCCUGCGCGUUUGCGUUUCCAGAAAUAUCGUGGUCUUGAAAGUUUCAGAACUUCUCCCUGGGAUCCAAAAGAGAAUCUUCCCAUGGAUUAUGCGCGUAUAUUUCAGUUUGAAAACUUUGAUAGGACUAAAAGAAGGAUUAUAAAGGAGUUAGAGGAUCGGGAAGGAGCUUUGCCUGGAUGGUUUGUUACUGUUUAUGUUACAGGUGUGCCGAAAUAUGCGUGGAACGCGUUUGAAACCACAGGCGCGUCUGUUACUCUCAUGGGGAUGCAUCCACAUGAGAAUAAAAUGUCUGUGCUGAAUGUGGUGUUAAAACGGACUGGGUCGUAUGAUCAACCGAUUGCGUCGAAGGAUAAACUUAUUCUUCAGUGUGGAUAUCGGAGAUUUAUUGUUAAUCCGAUUUUCAGUCAACAUACAAACGGAAAGAAACAUAAGUAUGAGCGAUUUUUCCAACCUGAAAGUACAGUAGUUGCUACUUUUUAUGCGCCGAUUCAAUUUCCACCCGCGCCUGUUCUCUGCUUCAAAGAAAUCAACGGGAAUUUAGAUUUGGUUGCUACUGGUUCGCUGCUUUCCUGUAAUCCUGAUAGGAUUAUAACUAAAAGGAUUGUUUUGUCAGGGCAUUCUUUCAAAGUGCAUAAGCGAUCUGCAGUUAUACGAUUUAUGUUCUUUAAUCGUGAAGAUAUUCUAUACUUUAAACCGUGUAAAUUGCGCACUAGGUAUGGUCAAAUUGGGCAUAUAAAGGAGCCGCUUGGAACGCAUGGUCAUAUGAAGUGUAUUUUUGAUGGACAGCUUAAGUCUCAGGAUGUUGUUUUCUUAAAUUUGUAUAAGCGAGUUUUCCCUAAGUGGACAUAUGAGGAAUGUAUUGCUAGUUGUGUGGAGAGUGAGGGGAUGGAAUCAUGAGUUAUUCUAAAUAAAUUUAUUUAGAUUAAAUAAA